GAGGAAGAGCUGGCAACUUUCGGAAGAUGAGGACAAGUAGGACAUUCUGACAGGACUGUAUGAGAACCCUGAGUUAAAACCCCCUGGGAGUUUCUGAGAGCUCAGCUGGAACCAACGGGCCAGGUCGAGGGCACAGCUCCAUCAUGGUAUCACAACCAAUGGCCAAUGAGAACAUCGUAAUUCUCACAGCAAAUGGCAUCGACUUCUCCCAAGCGGAUGAACACAAGCCCGCCAACCAGAGUCAGAGUAGCCUGAGGAAACAUCUACAGGCAGAGGUCAAAGUUUUUGGGACCAUCCAGAUCGUCUGUGGGGUGAUGGUGUUGAGUCUGGGAAUCCUUUUGCAAUCUGCUCCCUCCUCUCCACAAUUCAGCCACGUGUUUUCCACCCUGUUGAAAGCUGCUUACCCAUUCAUUGGAGCCUUGUGUUUUGUCAUUUCUGGAUCUCUAUCAAUCAUCACAGAGAAAAAGUCCACUAAGCCUUUGGUUCAGAGCAGCCUGGCUGCAAACUUUCUGAGCUCUCUGUCUGCUCUGGUGGGUUUCAUCCUCCUCUCUAUCAACCUGGCUCUUUUGGGUCCUGCCCUAUGGAAGUGUGACUUGAACAAAGAGGAGCUACUAUUGGAACAGCAGAAUUCUUACCAUAAUUUUUACCAAAAUGAGAUGAACUGCCUCAUUGCCAACGAUGUUCUGGCUGGAAUACUGUCUGUGAUGCUGAUUUUUACAGUGCUGGAGUUCUGCCUAGCUGUGCUCAUGGCUGUGAUUUGGUGGAAGUGGUUUCACUCUGACUUUCCUGGGAGUGUGCUUUUCCAGCCUCUGAGUGACAAGGAUAAAUCCGGCAUGAUUGCAGAGGCAAAUGUUGACUGCGGAUAUGAAAAACUAUUUAAUUCUUAGGGGGAAAAAAAAGGAAAAUAUUCAUCAGAAAUUUGGUCUUUAUAAUAAUGUAUGGAAACCAACCAAAGAAACCUAACCAACAAAGCAGUUUGAGUUCUUUGAAAUGUAGACUUUUCUGUAAUGAACAUUUAAAAGCUAUAUAUUUGUUUUCUUUUCAUUGAAUAUAUGUUUUCAGUGGAUUGAUCUCUAGAUUUGCCAGAUACUGACUUCAACAAAAGCACGGAACUGUAAAUUACCAUUGAUUGGACUGGCCAAAUAGACAUUUCCCAGAAAACUAGGCAAAAUGGUGAUUCAAUGGAUAAUGACAAAGUAAAGGAGACAACUUUUCCUCGUACCCCCUCACUGCCAACGAGAGUCCUGAUUUACUGUGGUGUUCAAACUCUUAUAUAGACACUAGUGUUCCAUCACACAUAUUUUACUCAUUAGUGCAUGCAGACAGCCCCCUGCCAUUAAGUCUCAGGACCUACUUAAGUACAUGGCUUCAAAAUGAAAUUUUUA
Molecule: messenger RNA, 1385 nt
Organism: Pteropus alecto (black flying fox)
Lineage: Eukaryota; Metazoa; Chordata; Mammalia; Chiroptera; Pteropodidae
Product: membrane-spanning 4-domains subfamily A member 6A
Exons: 7
Coding region: 144-887 (247 amino acids)
Biological process (GO): cell surface receptor signaling pathway
Cellular component (GO): trans-Golgi network; plasma membrane
Source: RefSeq, a predicted model, not a curated record